Messenger RNA from Chironomus riparius, 3180 nucleotides. The record is from the annotation of a GenBank genome assembly. NCBI's taxonomy places the organism in Eukaryota, Metazoa, Arthropoda, Insecta, Diptera, Chironomidae.
UGAUAGAACAAGGUCAAAUCAGCGAAAAAAAAUAUAUAAAAAAUAUGAUAUAAAAUAAAUAAUAAAGAGCAGUAGAAAGUGGAACAUGAAAUGCGUGCAUAACAUAGAACCGAGCUCAGCAUAAAAUACAUAUUGGUCUCUCGCGAAUUCAUUCACAAUUUUGAUUUCAUUGAGUUAACAUCAACUUUUUUUCUAUUCUGUCGAAUUUAAUUUUUUUUAUUUGACUUGUGCGAUUGUAAGGAAUAAGAGUUCUUAUCUUAACCAACUGACACUGUAAUUUGUUCUCUAUCAAAAUUCCGAAAAAGUGGAUAGAACGUUUUAUCAUCGACUUAUUGCCGUGUGGAUCAAGUAAUAGUAAUCCAGCGACAAUGACAACUACUUGUGAAGAUAAUAAUCUAAACAAUGCUGACAGCGAGACAUUCUCCAUCUCAAAUUACCGUCGCGACUCGUCACAUUGCUUCUAUCAAAAUCGAGUUAUACAACCUUUACUCACUGAUCUAUAUCAAAUUACUAUGGCUUAUGCUUACUGGAAGUCUGGCAAAACUCAUGAUGUUGCUGUCUUUGACUUAUUCUUUCGAAAUAAUCCAUUCCAUGGAGAAUUUACAAUUUUUGCUGGUCUUGAAGAGUGCUUGAAGUUCUUGAAGAACUUUCAUUAUUCAGUUGGAGACAUAAAUUAUUUAAAGACAGUCCUUCCAGAUGGCGUUGAGGAGGAGUUUUUCGAGUAUUUGGGUAAAUUGACAGCAAAGGAAGUUACUGUUUAUGCUCUAGAUGAGGGAUCAGUGGCAUUUCCAAGAGUUCCAUUGAUUAAGCUUGAAGGUCCUCUCAUCAUUGUUCAAUUAUUGGAAACGACACUUUUGACAUUAGUUAACUAUGCCAGCUUAAUGGCAACAAAUGCAGCAAGAUACAGAAUAGUUGCAGGACCAGUCGUAAAGCUAUUAGAAUUCGGCCUACGUAGAGCUCAAGGACCCGAUGGAGGACUCUCGUCAUCAAAAUAUGCUUACAUUGGUGGAUUUGACGGAACUUCAAACGUUUUAGCUGGAAAAUUAUUCAAUAUUCCGGUGAAAGGAACUCAUGCUCACGCCUAUAUAACAUCAUUCUCAGGCUUUGAUGAGCUUACUAAUAAGGAACUUCCACACAAUCAUUCUGGCAUAACAGCUGAUUUGCUUGAACUUUCAAUAGAACAUCGUAGAAACUUGUCGAGUGUUUUGCAUAUCAGUACAGCAGAAGCAAAUGACGGUGAACUUGCAGCGAUGGUUUCAUUUGCGAUAGCAUUUCCGAAUGGUUUUAUGGCUCUCGUGGAUACGUAUGAUGUUAAACGGUGUUUUGUAAAACGUAGAUUCUCUGUCCAAAAUACAUUAAAUCAUCUAUAUGAAAGAGAAAAUGGAAAGCUACUUGAUCUAAAUCAUAAUUGUGUAGAUAAUGUGGAUAUUAGUUAUCCAUUUAUCAAACGUGUUGGGAACUCAUUAAGGAGUGGUAUACUAAAUUUCUGUUCAGUUGCACUAGCAUUAAAUGAUCAAGGAUAUAAACCUGUUGGAAUUCGAAUUGAUUCGGGAGAUUUGGCAUAUCUUUCAUGCUUAGCUCGACAAAGCUUUGUAAAAAUUGCUGAAGAUUAUGAUCUACCGUGGUUUGCGGAUCUCACAAUUGUCGCAUCCAAUGAUAUAAAUGAGGAAACAAUUUUGAGCUUGAACGAGCAAGGACAUAAGAUUGACUGCUUUGGAAUUGGAACGCAUUUAGUGACUUGUCAAAAGCAACCAGCACUAGGAUGUGUCUACAAACUAGUUGAAAUUAAUAAUCAACCACGCAUAAAAUUGAGUCAAGAUGUCGAUAAAGUAACAAUGCCUGGAAAGAAGACAGCUUUUCGACUAUAUGGAACUGAGGGAUGGGCUGUAAUUGAUAUUCUACAAAAAGAUGAUGAAGAGCCACCACAAGUUGGAAAGAAAGUAUUGUGUCGUCAUCCUUUCCAUGAAUCGAAAAGAGCUUUUGUGACGCCUGCAAGAGUUGAGACUCUCUAUAAAGUUUGGUGGAAAGAUGGCGCCAUUCGACAGCCAAUCCCAACAUUAGAGGAUGUUCGAAAUCGUGUACAAGAAUCGCUCCAAACUCUUCGACACGAUCAUUUAAGACACUUGAACCCAACACCGUAUAAGGUCGCAGUAAGUGAUAAUCUCUACAACUUUCUUCAUGAUUUGUGGCUCCAAAAUCAGCCGAUUGGGGAACUUUCGUGAUAAAACUGAAUCCCCGGAGUCAUCUUCAUUAUCAUCCUCUCCAUACCUUCAUGUUCAUAAUUUUUCUUUAUUAUUUUGGAUUGAUUUUUAAUUUCCAUUGUAAGAAUAUUUGAGCUUGUGGUUGAGAUAUUAAGAUAAAUUUGCCAAACAUCAGAGAUUUCCGGGUAGUUUGUUGUGUACUUGACACAAUCUUUAGGUUGUUUUGAAGAGUUUUUUGAAGAAACAUGGCAUGAGUUUUUUCUAUGGAAUUAUUCCUUACUAAAAAGCUUGUGCUUUUAAGUUGUGUUGGAAAUGAUCAAAUUAGUGAUCAAAAAAAAAGUUUUUAAUCAUAUUAGAGUUAUUGACGCAAAUAACGAAAGUUUGUUUGAUUUUUCAUAAAAGUCAUAUACAUACGUAACACAAAGUUUGAUUUUAGAGUACUUAGAGUGUGGUGAAUUGAUGAAAAAAAAAAGAUUUUUUGAGAGGGACAGUUUUAAGAUUUAAUACAUGAUUUAUAUGUAUACAGUAAUAUUGAUAUUAAAUUAUUCGGAUGAAUGAAAUUAAGGACAUGAAUCUACAAACUAGACAAAGCGCACUAAAAGCAACUAUAGAAUGAAUAUACAUAUUCCAAUUUAUUAGGAUAAAUCAAGAUAUACAUGCACACACACCUCAACACAUUUAGCACUGGUCAUAAUUUUUAUUCGUGAUCCUUACUUUCUACAUCAAUAUUUGACACAAAUAAAUUUAUUAAUAAUCAUUAAAGACAUUUAAGGCAUGAAUGACACAAAUUUACUGGUGCCUUAAGCAAGAUGUUCAAUUUUUAGUACAAUAUCGAAUAUUUGGAAAGUUAAACUAUUUAAUUAAUUAAGUUUUCUGCUUACCAUUAUGGAUUUUUUUUGUGCAUAUUUUUAGCCAUUUAUUUUAAAGAUAUCUUUAGCUUAGCCAUUAAAUUAAGUAAUUGAAAUUAGCAAGUAACUUU